Messenger RNA from Tinamus guttatus (white-throated tinamou), 3429 nucleotides. The record is from RefSeq and is a predicted model, not a curated record. Lineage: Eukaryota; Metazoa; Chordata; Aves; Tinamiformes; Tinamidae.
AGAGGAGGAAGACAGCAGCCCUGGGGUGUCCUUCUCACUCUCUUCAGAAGACUCGGAGAUGGAGCCUGAGGAAGAAAGGAUCCGUUACAGCCAAAGACUGCGUGGCACCAUGAGGCGACGUUACGAGGAUGAUGGAAUCUCCGAUGAUGAAAUCGAAGGGAAGAGGACGUUUGACCUCGAGGAAAAGCUCUCCACCAACAAGUUUAACUCCACCUUCGUGGUCUUCAUGGAAGGCAAAGACUUCACAGUUGAAUACAUCCAGCGAGGUGGCCUGAGAGAUCCUCUCAUUUUCAGGAGCUCCGAUGGCUUGGGGAUAAAGAUGCCAGAUCCGGACUUCAGCGUGAACGAUGUGCGGCUGUGUGUCGGGAGUCGGCGCAUGGUGGACGUCAUGGAUGUGAACACACAGAGGGACAUUGAGAUGUCCAUGGCACAGUGGGCACGCUACUACGAAACGCCGGAGGCUGAGCGAGAGAAACUGUACAAUGUCAUCAGCCUGGAAUUCAGCCACACCAAGCUGGAGAACCUGGUGCAGAGACCUGCUACGGUGGAUUUGAUUGACUGGGUUGACAAUAUGUGGCCCAGGCACCUGAAGGAGAGUCAGACGGAGUCUACAAAUGCUAUCCUGGAGAUGCAGUAUCCCAAAGUGCAGAAGUACUGUUUGAUGAGCGUCAAGGGGUGCUACACAGAUUUUCAUGUGGACUUUGGUGGCACUUCUGUGUGGUACCAUAUUCACCGAGGGGGAAAGAUCUUCUGGCUGAUUCCGCCUACGCCCCAGAAUCUGGAGCUCUAUGAAAACUGGCUUCUCUCCGGAAAGCAGGGAGACAUCUUUCUUGGGGACAGAGUGUCCGAGUGCCAGCGAAUUGAGCUCAAGCAGGGCUACACGUUUGUCAUCCCCUCAGGUUGGAUCCAUGCUGUGUACACUCCCAUGGACACACUGGUUUUUGGAGGCAACUUCUUGCACAGCUUCAACAUCCCCAUGCAGCUGCGGAUUUACAGCAUUGAAGACCGCACACGGGUCCCCAAUAAAUUUCGUUAUCCCUUCUAUUAUGAGAUGUGUUGGUACGUGCUGGAGCGCUACGUCUACUGCAUCACCAGCCGCUCACAUCUGACCAAGGACUUCCAGAAGGAAUCGCUCAGUAUGGAUAUGGAGCUGAGCUCUUCAGACUCGGUGAACAUGGAGGAAGAGGAGGAGGAGGAGGAGGAGGAAGAGGAUGCAGCAGGGAAGGAACCCAGGCGACCAGUCACAAGGCGGUCUGUUCUUACCAGCCCCGUAGCCAAUGGUGCCAAUGCGGACUAUGAUGAACUGGGCAGGAGCUGCCGGAGCAGCCUGCCGCCGCUUCUGAAGAAGUCCCCAUCUGUAGACUCCUCUGACUCCAGCCGGGCUUCCCAAAACGGCCAGGCCUGGGAGCCACACGGCGGCAGCCCAAACAAGAGCAGGAAAGUUCACCUGACGCAGUUCGAGCUGGAGGGGCUGCGCUGCCUCGUGGACAAGCUGGAGUCGCUCCCUCUGCACAAGAAGUGUGUCCCCACCGGCAUCGAGGACGAGGAUGCCCUCAUUGCUGAUGUCAAGCUGAAGCUCCAGGCCCGGCUGCGGGUCCGCCUGCCCACCAUACCCAUCACCAAGCCUCACACCAUGAAGCCAACCCCCCGCCCAACACCCGUCAGGCCCACGGUCUCGCCCAUCGUGUCGGGAGCCAGGCGGAGGCGCGUGAGGUGCCGGAAGUGCAAGGCUUGCAUGCAGGGCGAGUGUGGCAUGUGCCACUAUUGCAGGGAUAUGAAGAAAUUUGGUGGACCUGGUCGGAUGAAGCAGUCCUGCGUCCUCCGACAGUGCUUAGCGCCUAGGCUGCCUCACUCAGUCACUUGUGCACUUUGUGGGGAGGUGGAUCAGAAUGAAGACUCGCAGGACUUUGAGAAGAAGCUCAUGGAGUGCUGCAUCUGCAAUGAGAUCGUCCACCCUGGCUGCCUGCAGAUGGACGGGGAAGGGCUGCUCAACGACGAGCUUCCCAACUGCUGGGAGUGUCCCAAGUGCUACCAGGGCGACGACACUGAGAAGGGCCAGGUACGACGUGAGUUACGGGGCGGAGGUGGCGUGUCCUGCAUCCCGCUGGCGCAUCACGGCAGAGGCGGCCGGGCGGCGGAGGGCGAGGAAAGCUGGAUGCAGCGGGAGGUGUGGAUGUCGGUGUUCCGCUACCUCUCCCGCAGGGAGCUCUGCGAGUGCAUGCGGGUGUGCAAGACCUGGUACAAAUGGUGCUGUGACAAGAGAUUGUGGACAAAGAUAGACUUGAGCAGGUGCAAAUCCAUCACCCCCCAGGCACUGAGCGGCAUCAUCAAAAGACAGCCCGUCAGCCUCGACCUCAGCUGGACCAAUAUCUCCAAAAAACAGCUCACGUGGCUUGUCAACAGGCUGCCGGGCCUGAAAGACCUCAUCCUCGCGGGCUGUUCCUGGUCUGCGGUCUGUGCUCUCAGUACCUCCAGCUGCCCCCUUCUCAGGACCCUCGAUCUUCGGUGGGCAGUAGGAAUCAAGGACCCUCAGAUCCGGGACUUGCUUACGCCUCCAACAGACAAACCCAGUCAGGACAAUCGCAGCAAACUCCGCAACAUGAUCGACUUCCGGCUAGCCGGCCUGGACAUCACGGACGCCACGCUGCGGCUCAUCAUCCGCCACAUGCCCCUGCUCUCCCGCCUCGACCUCAGCCACUGCAACCACCUUACGGACCAGUCGGCCAACCUCCUAACGGCCGUGGGCUCUUCCACACGCAAUUCCCUCACCGAGCUCAACAUGGCAGGCUGCAAUAAGCUGACAGAUCAGGCCCUGCUGUACCUGCGACGUAUCUCCAACGUCACUCUCAUUGACCUACGAGGUUGCAAACAGAUCACCCGCAAAGCCUGUGAGCACUUCAUCUCGGACCUGUCCAUCAACAGCCUCUACUGCCUAUCCGAUGAGAAGCUGAUCCAAAAAAUCAGCUAGAGACCCCCUUUUCAGGCAGACUGAGGAGAAGGAAAAGAGCCCAUCCCACCCCUCUGAGAGCCGCUCCUCCGCAUCCCCACCCUGCCCUCUGUGUCCUGCUGCUGCCUUCCACACAGCUCAGCAGGCAGGGCCGCUGCUGGCCUCGCUCCGCCGUCCUUCCUCCUCCUCCCCCUGGGACUUCGCGGAUGGAGAUGUCCCACCAGGCUGGCCAGUACCAGAGGAGGAACAGGCAAAGGGCCAGGAGGAGUCCCGACUUGGAGGCUGGCUGCUCUCGGGGCAGAGGUUGUAAUGGAGGUCUCUGUGCAGAGAAGGGGGGCACCGUCUUCCCCCUGCUUUUCCCCUCCUCGCCAUCUCCUCCUUGCCUUGAAACACUUGUCACUUCCUGGCUAGCACAAGCGCGAGGGUAAAGGUCUCGCCAAGGAAGAAGGAGCAGAGCUGGAAUGAACCAUGCCCUUUCUUGC